This is a messenger RNA of Corapipo altera (White-ruffed manakin), 3323 nucleotides long. Its product is annotated as tip elongation aberrant protein 3-like. The transcript is spliced from 8 exons. Bases 653 to 2014 code for a protein of 453 amino acids. The record is from RefSeq and is a predicted model, not a curated record. Gene Ontology annotation, molecular function: protein binding. NCBI's taxonomy places the organism in Eukaryota, Metazoa, Chordata, Aves, Passeriformes, Pipridae. Gene Ontology annotation, cellular component: Golgi apparatus.
UUACAAAUGAUAAAUUUCAGAGAUAAAUUGGAUGAUAAAUGAACUUAGAUACAUUAAUUUCAUAUUAAUAUGAAAUAUGACUAUCUUCUGUAUUAGCUUGUUUUACUGCAAUCUUUGUUUUUCCUCAAAUUAUGUACAACUUGCCCUGGACUUAGAAGUUACCGUUAGAUAAAUUACCACUUAAGCAGGUAGACUGUGGUGUAUAGGUCUUCCUUCUUUCUCCCCAGAUUUUAUGUUGGCACUUUGCUGACAGUUACUUCCCAAGUGGGAAUGGCCACUGUACAGGGCAGCUGUGAACUGGAGCGGCUGAGUUUUGGAUACACACCUUGCUUCUACACCUGGUGGAGCAGCAAAUGGGGGCAGUCAUGUUGGGGCUGAUCUGCCAGUACUCAUCUGCUACAGCCUCAAGGAAGGAGGUGGUGUGAAGGGACAACAGAGAGCCUCGUUGUUAUGGAUGGAGGGAAGGAUAGCUUGUGAAUUUGCCUAGGACAAAUCCAGGCUUUCAGGAACAAGGGAAUACUUGAACACAGGAGAAAACAUUUGAAGAAGGGGACCAAACAGGGUUCAAGCCCUGUCCCUGAUGUUUUGGGAACCUCCUCUGACAUGGCUGCCCUUUACAAGUUGAUCCUUGGAUAAGAUCCUAGUUGUCAGCAUGAAAGGAAAAACUGAACACUGUGGCUGGAAAUCUGCCCCCCAGCAGAAGCCCUGUCCCUGCGAUCGAUAUAAACACGCCUGUGUCGUUUGCAGAGGGUUUGUUUAUCUCCAUGGAGGGCGGAACAUGACCAGUCUGAGGGAUUUUUGGCGCUACAACAUCGCAAAAAAUGAAUGGGAAAUGCUGGAUUGCUCAGGAGAUGGCCCAGAAGAAUUGGAAGAACAUUCAAUGGUGGCUUAUAAGGGCAACCUGUAUAUUUUUGGUGGGAUGGUGGAUUCUGCUUUCACACAAGCAAAACCUCCUCUCUGGACAUAUGACAUUGAUUCCACAAGAUGGACAGAGUGCCGUAACGUACCAGCAGAGAAGGAGAGCUUGGUGCCAGCUAACAGAAAAGGUCACAGUGCAGUAGUGUACCAUUCCAGCAUGUAUAUCUUCGGGGGAUACUUCGGCAUCAAAGGCAUUUCGCAGGAAUUUUGGACUUUCCAUUUUGAUACAGGAAAGUGGUUGUGCGUUUCCAGCCCAUCUCACAGCACUGGUCCAGGACCUCGGCAUGGCCAUUCCGCAGUGGUUUAUCGUACUGGAAUGUACCUCUUCGGAGGACUGAUGGGGCUGAGUGAACAGAAGGACUUGUGGAAGUGGGACUUUGUAAGCAGCAGCUGGUCCAACAUCAGAACAAGCCAAGGACCUCCUCCAGCGGUAGGUCAUGCUUCAAUAGUCUGCAAAGACUCUAUGCUGAUUUUUGGUGGAGGGAUUUCAAAUUCCAGUCCUAGUGAUGACCUCUGGAAGUAUCAUUUCCAUACACAGACAUGGAAGAAGCUUAGUAGUACUGCAAACUUUCCUCCUAAAAUGUAUCACUGCAUCUUAGGAAUUGGUGUUGAUUUCCAAACUACCUCAGAUUUCACUAAUACAUCCCCCAGCCACUGGAAGAACGAUCAGAAGGACCAUGGCCAGCUGGUGCCCAUGCCGAGGCACACUCGCUUUGGCAACUACUUCCGCCAGCGGCCCACAGACGGGGCAUUUGGCAGCAAGGAGAGCAACGCCAUUGAAAUGAAAACCUUCAGCUUGCCUCUGGAGCCAGUGGGCUUCCGUGCAUUUCAGACCACCUCAGAGGCAGAACUGGACCCAAACAGAGACACAAGCCUUUUGACGAAGGACAAGUCUCUCCCUCUGUUUCCCUCUUCAGAGAGAGGGACUCUGACUGCCGCUCAGGUUGUGGGUGAAGAGGAGGGAAGUGACUGUGGGUGUGCGACCGCCGGGGAUGAACUCGGCAGCCGCACCAACACCCUGCUGCUCAUCGGGGGCAAACCCUUGUCCAGCUUCGCUGAGAUCUCCUUCAGACAAAUGGAGUUCGAUAGCUUGUGAUUGCUUUGAUUACAAAGUGAAAGAAUAAAUUUCCACCACCGUGGCAGUAGGUGGAAAACCAACUGCUUGCAACUGUCUUCAGCUUCCUAUCAGCAUGCUUGGGAAAAAAAUAAUUAAACCUUCUCAUACUUGCUGUGAACAGAUUUUUUACAAUGUUAACGAAACCCAACAUAUAUUUAAGUCACAACUUGCAUGUAAGUUGUGAUUUCUGAGAAGAGCUUGUUGGAAUGCUGCUCUUUUUGUUACUUUUCUUCUGGUCAGUUCAUAUCCUUUCAAAUUGCAGUGGCUGAUGCUGCCUUGAAAAUCAGAACUACAAGUAACCCCUACUGGCUCCACAGCUGCCAUUUCAGGGUCAAAGCUUGCUCAUUUUGCACUUGCAUUAAAGGGAAAUACGGUCACAUUUGAGGGAUUUGAUCAAUCUUAAUGGCAACAUUCUCUAAGCUUUUUAAGAUUUUGUUUUCUUGAGUGUUAUUUGCACAAUAUAUUUGCAACAAGAGAUAGCCUUACAACACCACAGAAACCAAAUAAACAAGUUAGCGAGUGAAAUCUAGAAGAUAUUAAAGGAUUGUAUAUAAACCAUGAGUGCCCCCUGAAAAUCAUCUGCAGCCUUAGACCAGAGGAAGUACAUUAUAUCUGGAAGAACAAAGGAAUUGCCAAGUGAGUGUUGGCUUUAAUGACUGAGCACAGGAUCAAAAGGGUUUGACUUACCAUAACGGGGUGGGGGGGACAGAAAGAGGAGGGUUUGACAGGAGUGGCACAAAGCAUGGGCUGUUCUGACUGGUAACUCCUGUUUUAGCCACAAAGGGAUUUCUGCUUUUCCAACUCCCAUCUCUCUGUUUUGUCAACUCAGGUAGUGAUCAUUACACAUUUCCCCUCUAUCUGAGUAAAUCUUGAGUUCAUGUAUAAUUUUUCUUUGCUGAAAAGAAAAAGUGGUUUUUUUGAAAGAUAAUAUUGUCCAGUGUUCCAAGCAUUUAUUUCCAUAGAAGUUAUUAAGAUAUGGCCUUCUGACAGAACUUCAGCCAUCUGUAAGAAAUGCUGCUGUCUGAAACGACUAGAAAGUGUAAUACUUCGGAAUAUUUGAAAAGAUUGCUUUUUGAAAGUUUCAUAGGAAUAAAGGAUUUCAAGUGAGAAUGUUUACAGAUACUUUUCAUCAUCUCUUCACAAGUAGCUGUCACAUGAAUUCAAUGGGAAAAUUAUAGAUGAAUUCGCAAAAAGCUACAAGAGUUAUUUGGACCAUUCGUGACCCUUGUUUGGAAACAGAGAGGAUUGUACUCUUCCACUUAAAUAAAGCCUGCUCUGUUUCCUAUCA